AUGGAGAAAGCGUGGACGCAGCUCCUCUUUCUCCUGAUCCACUUGAUUCUAGGGGUGAUUCCGAUGGACGGAUCCCUGGAAUAUCAGUUGGCUUCCCCGGGAAAGAGAUACAAAGCCGUGGCUCGAGAGUCCCGAGAGGCGAGUUCGGCAAGUUGCGCCGUGAAAUGCGUCCAUGCCGACCCGCAAGCUCCCUGCGGAACUUUCAGCUUUCGCCCAUCGGAUGGAUCCUGUCAACUGAUCAGCUUUAGAAAUCACGAGAUGAUCCCGGCCGAUGGCUAUUUGACCUUCAUACGUUAUGAAGUAGUUUAUCCCGAAUGCCGACUGACGGAGAGGGGGAAGGAAUACACGGGAACCGUGAGCUUGACAGAAACAGGAAAACCCUGCCUUAGAUGGGAUUCCCCAAAUGUGGCAUCGUCAUACAGUACAGUUGGGAAAGGGUUCGACGAGAUCUUGUUUUUCGACGAGCAUUUCCUGAACCAGGAUCCAUCCUCCCACGAGAAUUUCUGCCGGAAUCCGACGUCGAACGAGAAACCCUGGUGCUUCAUCGAAGAAGACGGCUUGAAGUGGGAGUCGUGCGAGAUUCCACUUUGCAAUGAUUGGAGGGCACCAGAAUGCAAGUUGACUCAGAAGGGAGCGGAAUACAUGGGUUCUAAGAGCAAUACCAUUUCAGGCUUCCCAUGCAAUCCUUGGCUGAGUUGGGAGAGAGAAAUCUUGGAAGAAAUGUUUGCAGAAAGGCAGCAGGCAUUCCCUGACAUCCUCACGGAUGAACACAACUACUGUCGGAAUCCGACUGGGAGGCCCGGUGGUCCCUGGUGCAACAUCCAGAAAUCUGGAGACUCCGAAAAUACAUGGGAAUACUGCGACGUGCGUUUCUGUGCUGAGGAACGCACGAAGAGGACAUGCAAGACAGAAGGCGGGUAACCCGCAGAAUGCAAAUUGACAGAUGAGGGAUCGGAGUAUGCAGGGUUCAAGUACAUGGAGGUAGAUGAUUUCAAGUGUGAACCGUGGUUGAAACACCCGACCGACGAGCGAUUCUCGCGCUCGAGUUGGCUCGCAUUCCCUGAUGCAGGCCUUGACAGUAGUCACAACUACUGUCGCAAUCCGAACAGAGAGCGAAGCGGUCCCUGGUGCUACACUGGUGAGACAACUGUAGAAGGAUGGGGAUAUUGCAGAGUACCUUUCUGCUUUGAAGUGUAUGAGCGUUCUGCUGUCAAUGGUGAGCCGGCGGAAGGUUACCCGGAGUGUCGACAGACCGAAAUGGGGAAGGAAUACGUGGGGACAGCGAGGAGGACCGUGACCGGGAAACCCUGUCUCCGAUGGGAUACGUAUUCACACAGCUACCCAAAGACUGACGACUUCGACCACAAUAUAUCCUAUGGCGCCCAUUUCCGCUUUGGAGACCCCAAAUGGGAAGAGGACUUUUGCAGGAAUCCGACAUUGAAGGAACGACCAUGGUGUCUAGUUGAUGAUCCAGAUAUUAUUUGGGAGUUCUGCGACAUCCCUCUCUGCCCCAACUACCCCCACAAGACGGAAUGCAGAUGGACGCGACAUGGAGAGGAAUACGCGGGAACUAGAAAAUUGACGAUGUCAGGUCGUCCGUGUCUGCCGUGGAGCCUCUCUGAGUUGAUCGAGCUCACUUGGCCGAGGUUCCCGGAGGACGUGAGGGAAAAGGAUCACAACUUCUGUCGCAAUCCAGGCAUGGAUCCAGGUCGAUCAGCAAUGUCUUUCAAAAUGGAGAAAGCGUGGACGCAGCUCCUCUUUCUCCUGAUCCCCUUGAUUCCCGGGGUGAUUCCGAUGGACGGAUCCCUGGAAUAUCAGUUGACUUCCCCGGGAAAGAGAUACAAAGCCGUGGCUCGAGAGUCCCGAGAGGCGAGUUCGGCAAGUUGCGCCGUGAAAUGCAUCCAUGCCGACCCCAAAGCACCCUGCGGAGCUUUCAACUUUCGCCCAUCGGAUGGAUCCUGUCAACUGAUCAGCUCUAGAAAUCACGAGAUGAUCCCGGCCGAUGGCUAUUUGGCCUUCACACAUCUCCGAGACGAGGUGGUUUAUCCCGAAUGCCGACUGACGGAGAAGGGGAAGGAAUACAUGGGGACAGUGAGCGUGACAGAGACAGGAAAACCCUGCCUUAGAUGGGAUUCCUCAAAUGUGGCAUCGUCAUACAGCACAGUUGGGAAAGGGUUCAAUGACGGCAUGUUUUUCGACGAGCAUUUCCUGAACCAGGAUCCAUCCUCCCACGAGAAUUUCUGCCGAAAUCCGACAUUGAACGAGAAACCCUGGUGCUUCAUCGAAGAAGACGACUUGAAGUGGGAGUCGUGCGAGAUUCCACUUUGCAAUGAUCGGAGGGCACCAGAGUGCAAGUUGAGUCAGAAGGGAGCGGAAUACAUGGGCUCAAAGAGCCAGACCAUUUCAGGCUUCCCAUGCAAUCCUUGGCUGAGUUGGGAGAGAGAAAUCUUGGAAGAAAUGUUUGCAGAAAGGAGGCAAGUAUUUCCUGACAUCCUCACGGAUGAGCACAACUUCUGUCGGAACCCGACUGGGAAGCCCGGUGGUCCCUGGUGCAACAUCCAGAAACCUGGAGACUCCGAAAAUGCAUGGGAAUACUGCGAUGUGCGUUUCUGUGCCCAGAAACACACGGAGAGGACAUGCGAGACAGAAGGCGGAUGCGGGUCGAGUGAGUCAUAA
This is a messenger RNA of Darwinula stevensoni, 2676 nucleotides long. Lineage: Eukaryota; Metazoa; Arthropoda; Ostracoda; Podocopida; Darwinulidae. The record is from the annotation of a GenBank genome assembly.